Globicephala melas (long-finned pilot whale) is the source of this 4787-nucleotide messenger RNA. RefSeq names its product ribosomal RNA processing 1B (gene RRP1B). Gene Ontology annotation, biological process: rRNA processing. Gene Ontology annotation, cellular component: preribosome, small subunit precursor; nucleus. Lineage: Eukaryota; Metazoa; Chordata; Mammalia; Artiodactyla; Delphinidae. The record is from RefSeq and is a predicted model, not a curated record.
GGGCAGCACGGCGGCUGGCGCUCGGCGGCGGCGGGCUGCGGCCGGGGAUGCUCCAGCGGGUGCGAUGGCCCCCGCCAUGCAGCCGGCCGAGAUCCAGUUCGCUCAGCGCCUGGCGUCCCACGAGAAGGGCAUCCGGGAUCGGGCGGUGAAGAAGCUGCGCCAGUAUAUCAGCGUGAAGACGCAGAGGGAGACAGGAGGUUUCAGCCAAGAAGAACUUCUAAAAAUAUGGAAAGGGCUCUUCUAUUGCCUGUGGGUGCAGGAUGAACCCCUUCUACAGGAGGAGCUAGCGAACACUAUAUCCCAACUCAUCCAUGUUGUUAACAGCUCAGAGGCUCAGCACCUGUUCAUCCAGACCUUCUGGCAAACCGUGAACCGGGAGUGGCCAGACAUCGACGGGCUGCGUCUGGACAAGUACCACAUGCUGAUCCGUCUGGUCCUGAGGCAGUCCUUUGAAGUUCUGAAGCGAAACGGCUGGGAAGAAAGCCGAAUCAAGCUUUUCCUGGAUGUCUUGAUGAAGGAGAUCCUGCAUCCUGAGAGCCAGUCUCCGAACGGAGUGAAAUUCCACUUCAUCGAUAUCUAUCUGGAUGAACUGUCCAAGGUGGGAGGGAAAGAGCUGCUGGCCGAUCAGAACCUCAAGUUUAUUGACCCAUUCUGCAAGGUGGCCGCCAAGACUAAGGACCAGACUCUGGUACAGACUAUAGCUAGGGGUGUUUUUGAAGUCAUUGUAGAUCAGUCUCCUUUUGCACCUGAAGAGACGGUCGAGGAACAGAAAACCAAAGUGGGUGACAGUGACCUCUCUGAGGAAGAGACGUCUGGAAAUGAGAUGACGUGGAGAAAAGCAAUCAGUAGAAAGAAAACAGCACUGGGCAGAAAAGAGGGAGUCGCUGAGGAAGGCAGACGGGGCGGUGGCGGAGGCGUGGAGGACACCGGGCUGCUUCUCCAGUUUGACUAUAAGGCAGUUGCCGACCGACUCCUGGAAAUAACCAACAGGAAGAACAUCCCUCCCUUCAACAGGAAACGUCUCUCCAAGCUAAUCAAAAAAUUCCAAGAUCUUUCUGAAGCAGGCAGUAUCUCACACCUCAGUUUUGCUGAGGACGCUUCUGCUGACGAAGAUGACCAAAGCCUCAGUCAAGGGAGGCAUAAGAAGAAAGGGAACAAACUUCUGGAGAAAACGGGCAUGGAAAGAGGGAAAGGAGCCAAGUUCUCUCCUGCCGAGGAAGAGGAGAGCGCAGGCAGUGUUCCAAAGAGGAAAAGGAAAAAGAAGAAGAAGAACCACCUCCGGCCUGAACACUUGGGGCCCGGUGGUGAGGCCACGUGCCCGGAGCAGAAUGGCAGCCGGCAGCCGGAGGCCGGUCCCGGAAGAGCCCAGGAGGCGAGUGCGGCUGAGCUGGGGACGGUGGCCACGUCCUGGCCCCGGGAGCAGAGCAGCUCGGAGCCCGCCUCCGUGCACAGCAGGAGGAGACGACUGAGGAAGAGAAGCCUGAGGGUCCAGGUGGAGAGCCCGGAGGCAGCGGCCCUGGCUGGCGGCACCCCGGUCCUGAAGAGGACGCGCGAGCUGGGCGCCCUCCUGGUCAACGGCGGCGGCCCGCCCACGCUGGCCUGGCCCCUGCCCCCUCCAGCGAGCCCAGCAGACAGAGGGGACUGCCCUGCCACCCUGCCCCAGGGCGGGAAGCUGAAGAAAAGGAGGAGAGAGUCCGGCGGCCAUGACCUCCACGACCUGUCUGCUCAGAAAGCUGCUGUUUUGAAAAAGAGGAAGAAAGUGAAAGAGAUGUCAAAGUGGGCGGAGCACAGAGGGGUCAAGCUCGUGCAGGCCCUGGGGAGCGGUGGCGCGCUCAGCCCUUUGAGGAAGCAGCUGAGGACCCAGAGGGACUUCGUGAAGUUUGACGCCUCCUCCUCCCCGAAGCCCCUGUUCUUCAGGAAGGCCAAGGGCAGCGGGGCCGCCACCUCGCCAGGCCCCGGGCUGCAGCCACACAGGACGCCGUCCAGCUCCAAGAAGGUGACGUUCGGGCUGAACAGGAACACGACGGCGGAAUUCAAGAAGACGGACAAGAGCAUCUUGGUCAGUCCCACGGGCCCCUCCCGGGUGGCCUUCAACCCUGAGCAGAGACCCCUCCACGGAGUGCUGAAGACCCCCAGCAGCUCGCCGGCCAGCACGCCCCUGGGGACCAAGAAGCCGCUGACCGGCACGCCAAAGAGGAGGCCGACGGCUAUAGACUUCUUCUAGGGUAGUCAGUCCUUUCACAGACUGCUUUUGUACAGAGUAUUCUAUAAAUUAUAACGUUUAAAAUUGGGGCCUUUUUAUUGUUUUAUAAAUUCCCAUGAGUGGUGUGUGCGAGGUUCUGGGUGAGCCGCGGGGCCACGGGCAUCUGGGUUGAGCUGCUGCUGCAGACGACGUUCGUGCUCGAGCUCUCCGCUCCCCGGGUGUUCCCAGCCGUGGGUGACCUCAGGGCCUCCGGCUGUGGCGGCGAGGCCCAUGGGCUGAGAGCACGCUGCCCGGUGCCCCUGCGCUGAUGCGCGCGGUGGCAUCCCGGGGCUCAGUUCCUCGCCAGCCCCGCCCAGCGCGUGUGGAACUGCCAAGCGAGGCUGGUUUUCUGGUGGUCUUGGGUCUAACAGUCUGUCUUUUUUCUUUUUCAACGCAUGUAGGGCUUUGUUCCCAUGUUCAGGGGUGUUUGGCAGUUUGGGGUAGAGGUGACUUGUAACCACAUCAGCAAUACCGCGCUUUUUCUACGCGCUCGCACUGCGUGCUCAGCGGGGCUGACCCUGCGAGUUGGGGGCACUGGGGCGGAGAGAAGAGCCUCUGCCCUUGGGGGUCAGACACUUCCUUCCCUCUGCCUUGGCCUGGUUUCCUCCCUGGCUUCCUACCUCUGGGCCCGCCUAGGGUGUCCUCCCUGGGCGCCCGGGUCCUCGUGCUGUGUGAGCCGACACCCUCCAUCCAUGGCUGGCGGCCCCAAGAGCAGCUUGCCCAUCUCCAGUCCCAGCUCACGUCUUCAGAGGUGCGGCCGCCGUGUCUGAAACUUGGGUUCCUGCUAGAAGGCAAAAGAAGCAGCCUUUGAGAAUUGUCUCUGCUUAUUUAUUUGUUCGUAGCUCCCUUUUUUCAAAUGUCGAAGCUUGCACUUACAGAUUUUUAUAAAGCUCUAAUUUUAGUUAAUUACAGCAAUCGGGUGGACGGCGCUCAGACUUCAGUUGGAAACACAGAAGUGCAGCUUAGAGCAGUGCUGGCGAGGCGACUGAUCUGUCUUGGGAAGCUGUGUCUGUCCCUCGAGCCUGAGUGGCAGGUGGGACACAGACCCCGCAACCUUAGAGAAGGCCCUGGGGCCCCUCCCGGCUCUGUCUGGAGUUUACAGCCCUAAGGAGGUGGUGCAGAAUUUGCGGGGGACGUAGUUUCAGCUCUUGGCUCAGGGGGCCUCGGGCCUUCUCCCUCCCCCUGUGCAGGAGCCCCAGUUUCUCACCACAGCCCGAGCCAGCCCCCUUGGCUCCUCCCCAGCACAGGACCCCGGCGUCGCCUUGGCGGUCCCAGCUGCGACUUGGGGUGACGGCCUCACUGGGGUUGCAGGGCUGAUGUGACUUUGGUUUCCUCGAUCACGUGAUCAGGGUGGGGUCCUCUGCAAAGACCACAGCUGACAACUUGCAGGUCAGGUGGGCCGGCCUGCGGGGGCCUGGUGAGCAAGGAGGGCGUGCGAGCUUUGCUCCUGGCCCGCUCUCUAACAGAGCUGUAUCAUAAUCAGGCCGCGAGCAAAGCAAGGCUCAGCGUCGUGCUGUCAAGUAGUCGGAACCUUGUGGUGGUGGCGUGGUUUGUAGUGUGCUGCCUUCGAUAGGAUCCAUCGAAACCAAAACUGAUGGUGUGAAAAGAUUAGGUUUGAGUGCUCAGAUGUUUUUAACUUUUUGUUUUUACAAAAAUUGUUUCGUUAUCCUUGGCCAGAUUAUUUUUCUAACAAUUUUUAUUUCAGCGUUCAGGAUGGGUCAUGUAGCCCAAUGGGCCGUAUAAUCCAACGAUGUUAAGAUGUCUUAGCGAGACCAACGGCAAAAACGGCUCGUUGGUCCUGCAGUUGAGGGCGGGGGCUUUCUUCCUCGCUCUGAUAUGUCAUCUGUCGCUCCUGAGGCCCCAGUGGGGCGUCCUGGACACGUCCUGCCUGGGGCCCGGAGCCCAGGAGUGACAGUGUGUCUUGGAUUCCAUCUCUCCUUCUCUGAUUCUGUCCUGACUUACUCCAUUUUGUGGGUAAGCUCAGAAGGUUUACUGUGGCUUAUUUCUAACGCCUAAGUGUUGGCAACAAAGAAAGAAAAAAUACAGUUUUUUAAAAUUCUCAUUCCAUACACUCCAAGAAUAUAUCACAUAAGGAAAAUGUCUUUACAAUACCAGUUUUCUAUUGGAUGCAUGUUAUUUUCCUAGCUAAAGUUGCCAGGGGGACUUGGAAGUCCAAAAAGGGAAAUAAUUUAAAUUAAUGCUGGUGAUCUUACAGUCUUUUGUAAAGUGAUCAUCUUGCCUCUUACCCCAUAGGACUGAUCAGUUUUGUACAAUUUGGUAUCACACUUUGCAAAUGUAUUAUCCUUUCUAACUUUUGCUGAACUGAAAGCACAAAGAAAAGCAUAAAGAAAAUCGGGAAGCAGUUGCUGGUGUUGGAAGGAAUGUGGAAUUGAAUCUGUCUCUUGACUGGUGUGUGUGCGUUUUCUCUGAAUUUUCCUGACUGCUGGCAAGGCCUGUUUGUUUACAAUCGUUUUGUACCCGUGUCUGCAGGGUUUGUCAGCGCUCGUCAAAGCCAAAUCCAAUAAAACGUCAGUCUUUGCCCUCA